Messenger RNA from Seminavis robusta, 1185 nucleotides. Lineage: Eukaryota; Bacillariophyta; Bacillariophyceae; Naviculales; Naviculaceae. The record is from the annotation of a GenBank genome assembly.
AUGUCUUACCAAACGAACGAUGGAGGCUUCAUGCCCUAUGAACCUGUGCCAAGACUGACUGUGAACCCCUAUAAAGAUGAAAACAGCGUCGUCCGACACUUGACCCAAGACCAAUACCAAGAUGAGUUGGCUUUCUGUGCCCAAAAAGUUGACCAGAUGGUUCGAAUGGGGAUGGACCUGCAAUCAGAAGCUAAUGCCAAGCUUUUUGCCAUCAACAAGGAACGCAUUCGAACUGGCUACACCCCUCUUCUUGACUUCGUCCAUGAUUACGACAUGACUGGAGUUUGGCCUGUUCGUUUCUUUGUUCUUGCCGAUGGAAGCAGAAGCCCUUUGCCCCAUGUCAAUGGGAUGCCCGAUCUUGGGAUCUUCGAAAGGCUUAUCAAGAUGAAGCUGAUUAUGCCGGAUCCAUUCUCCGAAGCCGUCAAGACGUCACGUUUCUGUGAAAUCUGGAAAAUGGACGAAGAUGAAUACAUCAUGCGAUACCAGCGUUGGUUGGGCGAUGUGGACUUGUACACUGAGGGUGGCGAAGAAGAGAGCAGCGAGGAAGAAGAAGACGAAGUCAAUAUGGGCGGGAUCAACCUUAGCCGAAUCGAGCGUUUUGUGGACAAUCUCCCAAUUGUACCCGGUACUAGCCAUCAAGAAGAUGAACAACAGCCAGAGGUUGAAGAAACUGACGCAGACUCCGGUGGAUUGACCGAAGAAACCAGUGAAGUAUCCAGUGACGGAAUCAGCGAUGGAUCGAAUGGUGAACCUCCUUCCCCUUCAAGCAGUUCUGAUGCUGAGAUUGACACCAUCUUACAGCGUCGGGUUGAUUGGGGCAUUAUGUCUCAGGUACAGCCUUCCGACCAAGAAGAAGCCACUUCCAACCAAGAAGAAGCCACUUCGGAGGACGAAACUACCGAAGAACCUACUCAGGAGGAGCAAGAUGAUGUGGACGACGAGUCCGAGGAAGAAGAGUUCGACGAAAGUCCAAAGAAGAAGCAGAAAACAGGAGAAGACACCGAUGAAGAAGACACCGAUGAAGAAGACACCGAUGAAGCCGACACUGUCCAAGGAGAUGACAGCGAUGGAGAUAACAACGAUGGAGAUGACAGCGACGAUGAGGAAGAUGGCGACAAUAGUGAAGAAAGCAAGCUGCUUGCAUCCGGCAUUGAGAUUCUUUGCACUGGUAGCUUUUCGUAUUGA